CUAUCUUUUGCAGAUAAUUGGGACCAUUCCUCUUAUGCCAAAUCCGGGGCCAUCGAGUCAGGCAGCGAGUGGCACUCAAGGUCUUCAAGUACAGUCAAUCACCCCCCAGCUCCUGACAAAUGCCCAGGGCCAGAUCAUCGCCACAGUCAUCGGGAACCAGAUCCUGCCAGUGAUCAACACCCAAGGCAUCACACUCUCACCCAUCAAGCCUGGCCAGCAGCUCCACCAACCAUCCCAGACGUCAGUGGCUCAAGCAGCCUCCCAAGGUAAUCUUCUUCACCUAGCCCACAGCCAAGCAUCUACGUCUCAAAGCCCUGUCCGGCAGGCUUCCUCUUCUUCCUCCUCGUCCUCUUCUUCUUCAGCUUUGAGCGUGGGCCAGUUAGUCAGCAAUCCUCAAACGGCAGCGGGUGAGGUGGAUGGGGUUAAUCUGGAGGAGAUCCGAGAAUUUGCCAAAGCUUUUAAAAUCCGGCGCCUAUCCCUUGGCCUGACCCAGACUCAGGUGGGACAGGCUCUCAGUGCUACAGAGGGCCCUGCGUACAGCCAGUCAGCCAUCUGCAGACACACCAUCCUGAGAAGCCACUUUUUCCUACCACAGGAAGCCCAAGAGAACACUAUAGCUAGCAGUCUGACAGCCAAACUGAACCCUGGCCUUUUGUAUCCUGCCAGGUUUGAAAAGCUGGACAUCACCCCUAAAAGUGCCCAGAAGAUCAAGCCGGUGCUUGAGCGGUGGAUGGCUGAGGCUGAGGCCCGCCAUCGAGCAGGUAUGCAGAACCUGACCGAGUUUAUCGGAAGUGAACCAUCCAAAAAGCGCAAGCGGCGCACCUCCUUCACACCCCAGGCCCUUGAAAUUCUCAAUGCCCACUUUGAAAAGAACACACACCCGUCUGGGCAGGAAAUGACCGAAAUUGCUGAGAAACUGAACUAUGACCGGGAAGUAGUUAGAGUAUGGUUCUGCAAUAAGAGGCAGGCCCUGAAGAACACAAUUAAACGCUUAAAACAACAUGAGCCAGCAACUGCUGUUCCUCUGGAUCCCUCAACAGACUCUCUGGAAGAAAAUUCCUAAAGGAACACCCACCCAGAAUCAGAAGCAAACUCCGCAGAAGCUGAACUCCAUCCUUCCGACUUCACCAAACAAUAAAUAAAUAAAUAAAUAAAUAAAUUAAAAGUAAAUUAAAAAUAGCCCUAGUCAUCUACCUUGUUAGUAAAAGACUAAAAAAACCACCAAGUGGACAGAAUGGUUUAUACAUGUCCGUUGGUUUUCCAAAAAAAAAAAUUAAAAUUUUUUGGAAAAUUUUUAAACAAGGAAUGACCCACACUGCAGGUGUGUGAAGUAGGAUAGUUCCUUCUCCCACCUGUCUCCCCCAAAGCCAGUUUUUUAAUGGACUAAAAUCGAACCAAAUAACCACUACUUUUUUGUAUAUCAUGAAAAUGUGAAACAUUUAAGGAAAAAGAAAAACAAAACUAAACCAAAAAAAAAACCCAACAAACCAAAGCUUUGAUCUGUUCAAAGCGAAUACAAGCCUGCCACCUGGAGGAGAGACUGCAUUCUUUCAGGUUUUAAGUGCUGAUUCACUAUGAAACCUAUUAACCAAAGUCAUUGCAAAUGCGAUCAUCAGUCUGCUCUUUUCUGCGUGUAAAGUUGUGUUAUGAAGUUUUACAUUUAUAUUUAAUGGAAAACGAAGAAACCUGUUGUCUCCCAUCUUUCCUACACCACCACCUAAGGAGUGGGUGCCAUUGUAGUAGUGAUUCCAUGAAGCUCACUAUUGGUUUCUAUUUUGUCUGGA
Molecule: messenger RNA, 1784 nt
Organism: Phyllostomus discolor (pale spear-nosed bat)
Lineage: Eukaryota; Metazoa; Chordata; Mammalia; Chiroptera; Phyllostomidae
Gene: POU6F2
Product: POU class 6 homeobox 2
Exons: 4
Coding region: 35-1063 (342 amino acids)
Biological process (GO): regulation of transcription by RNA polymerase II
Molecular function (GO): RNA polymerase II cis-regulatory region sequence-specific DNA binding; DNA-binding transcription factor activity, RNA polymerase II-specific
Source: RefSeq, a predicted model, not a curated record